AUGCGCCAGUCUCCAUGUGAGCAGCAGUGUGGGGGAGGAAUUUUCACGUGUCUUUCAUCUUUUGUCAGGCACAUCAUAUCUGACCCUGAGGACACACAGCCCGAACUUGAGGAACCCGAAGAGAAGCCACGUGACUCUGAUAAUCCUCCGAGCACAGAAGGAUGUGCGGAAACGCAGGCUUCGAGUGGCCCUUCGGUGUGCGAGGUGUGUCUGAAGACCUUCGGACUCUAUCACCUGACUUACAAUGGGCAUCACGGCUAUGACUACAAGGAGUUAGCAGGAGGCCAGGCUGAGGAGACCGACUGUGAAGGUAAUCAGUGUGACAAAGGUUCCCUUCAGAAAGAGAAAAGUCCUACUGGAAAGAAACUCUAUGUGUGUCAAGAGUGCGGCAAAGCCUUUCGCUAUCCUAGUGCCCUUCAGUUACACGAAAGGAUCCAUACUGGAGAAAAGCCCUAUGAGUGCAAAGACUGCGGGAAAGCCUUCAGGGGCCUUAGCGCCCUUCAUUUGCACGAAAGAAUCCACACCGGAGAGAAACCCUACGAGUGCAAACAGUGCGGCAGAGCCUUCACGUAUCUCAGCGCCCUUCAGUUACACGAAAGAAUUCAUACCGAGGAAAGACCGUGCGAGUGUAAGCAGUGCGGGAAAACCUUCCGGUACAGCAGAGCCCUCAAGUUACACGAGCGGAUUCACACCGGGGAGAAGCCCUACGAGUGCAAACAGUGCGGGAAAUUCUUCAGAAGUCACAGGACCCUCAAGUUACACAAGAGGAUUCACACCGGGGAGAAGCCCUACGAGUGUAAAGACUGUGGCAAAGCCUUCAGGUGGCUCACGUCCCGCAAGCUCCACGAGAAGAUUCACACGGGAGAGAAACCCUAUAAAUGCCAAGAGUGCGGGAAAGCCUUCCGCUGUCAGGCGUCCUUCCACAGGCAUAAAAUAACCCACGGCGGGGAGACCUUGUAUGAGUGCAAAGAGUGCGGCAAGUCCUUCAUUUACCCCUCUCUACUUCAGGUGCACGAAAGAACUCACACCGGUGAGAAGCCGUUUGAGUGCAAGCUGUGCGGGAAAGCCUUCAGGUGCCAGUCCUCGCUUCGGCUGCACGAGAGAACGCACACCGGAGAGAAGCCUUACGAAUGUAAACACUGCGGCAAAGCCUUUUCAAGUUACAAUUACCUUCGCUUUCACGAAAGGAGCCACACCGGAGAGAAGCCAUAUGAAUGUAAAGAGUGUGGUAAAACCUUCACACACCGCUCUUACCUUCGAUCCCAUGAGAGAAGGCACACCGGGGAGAAGCCGUACCAGUGCGUGCGGUGUGGCAGGUCCUUCAGCCGGCACAGUUCCUUUAAGAGACAUCAGUCCGUCCACGGAGUGGAAAGCCCAUAUGAUUGUCAGCAAUAUCUAAUUCCUUUAUCCCCGUUUUCUUCAAAGGAAUAAUGAAAGAACAGAUACUAGCAGCAAACCCUUUGAAUGUAAACAGUGUU
Acomys russatus (golden spiny mouse) is the source of this 1478-nucleotide messenger RNA. Its product is annotated as zinc finger protein 709-like. The record is from RefSeq and is a predicted model, not a curated record. Gene Ontology annotation, biological process: regulation of transcription by RNA polymerase II. Gene Ontology annotation, cellular component: nucleus. The coding region runs from base 1 to 1431 and encodes 476 amino acids. The transcript has a single exon. Lineage: Eukaryota; Metazoa; Chordata; Mammalia; Rodentia; Muridae. Gene Ontology annotation, molecular function: RNA polymerase II cis-regulatory region sequence-specific DNA binding; DNA-binding transcription factor activity, RNA polymerase II-specific.